This is a messenger RNA of Oppia nitens, 936 nucleotides long. RefSeq names its product amine sulfotransferase-like. The transcript has a single exon. The coding region runs from base 1 to 936 and encodes 311 amino acids. The record is from RefSeq and is a predicted model, not a curated record. Gene Ontology annotation, cellular component: cytoplasm. Gene Ontology annotation, biological process: sulfation. Gene Ontology annotation, molecular function: sulfotransferase activity. NCBI's taxonomy places the organism in Eukaryota, Metazoa, Arthropoda, Arachnida, Sarcoptiformes, Oppiidae.
AUGACAACCUAUUACGACAAGUUUACUAUUAAUGGAUACGAUUUUCCUAAAUUUCUUGUCGACAAAAACAAUAUCGAUUGGGCCCUGAAUUAUAAGCACCGGCCCAACGAUCGCAUACUAAUAUCAUAUCCCCGAUCGGGUAGUAAUUGGACGGAAUAUAUUAUGCAAUUAAUUAUAAGCGAUGGACAAAAUUUGGAUAAAAUUGCAAUUUAUAAACAUCGGAUAGAAAUGUCGGGCAAACAAGUAAUCGAUAGCCAAAUGGAUCAGUCGGUGACAGUAAUAUCAACACAUUUACCGCCAGAUUUAUUAACCGUGAAUUCAUUGGCCAGUUAUCUGUUGGUCAUCAGAAAUCCGAAAGACGUUAGUGUUUCGGAAAAUAAAAUUUGGUCUCAAAUCCAUUCAAACCAUCAGAAAUUGUUUGCCGAUUAUCAUCAAUAUUUUCGGUACUGUUUUUAUGGUCAACAAUAUCGACACUAUUAUGGCGACUAUUUUGAUUUUGUUGGCCAAUAUUAUCGGCAAAGUUUGUCGACCAAUAAUGGUUUGUCGGAUAACAAGUUUCAUGUCUUGAUCUACGAAGAUAUGAUAAGCGAUCCGAAGGCAGCGGUCGUUAAAAUUGCAACUUUUUUGGGCCAUCAGUACGUCUCCCGUUUGGAUCAGAUUGUAGUGACAAACAGUGGUGACGACGACGACGACGACGACAACGUUGGCAUCAAAUCUGAGACACUAUUGGACAGAUGUGUCCGAUUGUCAUCAAUUGAUUUAAUGAAAUCAAAGUAUGGAUCCGGUUAUCGUAUUGAUAGAGGAGUUGUAGGCAAUUGGCGCCAGUAUUUAACUAAAGAGGAAAGCGAUUUAAUUGAUGAAAAAAUGGCCAAUAAAUGGAUGGGAACGGGACUGGAGUUGCUAUGGAAACAGGAGAUGAAAUGGAUAGACAAUUGA